AUGAGUUAUGGUUCCUUUGAAGGAGGAAGCGGGUUCUUGGGACAACAUGUUGUCUCAGAGCUACUGACGGAGGCGCAGAAGAUGAGUGCAGCUGUAGACGUCUCCCAAGAAGUUGCGGCCGCCGAUACGGAAACGGAGACAAAAAUAGAAACUGAAAUGAAGACGGAAGCGAGGGUUGAGGAUAAAACGAAGGCCUCCCACCGCUGUUGCAUCAAGGAGAUCCGGGUCCUGGACGUGAAGCCUUACCAACCUUGCACAGUGUCACCGGCAGGAGAGCCAGCCAAGGUGUUGUACCAGAAGUGUGAUGUGCGGGACCUGUCUCAACUGACGGAGGCCCUGGCUGGGGUAGCUGCGGUCAUUAACUGCUCAGCAGUCACCCCAGACUUUACCAGAGAUGACAUGGGUUGUGACCACUAUAUGCAAGAAGUCAACGUCGAUGGAGUGAUGAAUGUGGUGAAGGCUUGCUGCCAGGCAGGGGUGUCUGUGUUAGUCCACACCAGUGAUGUCUCUGUCAAGAUGGGCGGUAUCAAGCUCCUGGAGCACACAGAGACACUCACACCCUCCACCCCAGAGAAGGAUCUUCUACUGGGAGACUAUGCCCGUAUGAGGCUCCGUGCUGAGGGGAUGGUCCUGGCCGCCCAUGGUACACCCACUAGCACAGGAGCAACACUGCAAACAAUGGUGCUAAGGCCACCAUUGAUCUAUGGUGAGGGUGACACUACUUUUGUGCCACUGUUGUUGUCACUGGCCAGGGCUGGUGGCAGCAGGAUUCCCUCUGUGGGUAACCCAGAAGCCUUCCUCCAGGCUGCCUAUGUGGGUAACGUGGCUGUGGCUCAUGUGUGUGCUCUGCUACACUUGGUCUCUGGAGAUAAUGAGGGCAUGAGACGAUGUGGUGGGCUACCUGUAUAUGUGUCAGAUGAUACCCCACCAAACAACCUACAAGGGCUGGCUGAACCUUUUCUCCUACCCUUAGGUCUUCUUCCUUCAAAGAAUCUCUCUUACUGGAUAGUCUCUUUCAUGAUAAUGCUUGCUAGCCUCUGGGCCUUCACCUGUUCUCUUUUAGGGCAUCAAGAGAAGAACAAACAAUCGUCUCUACCAUCAUUGUUUUUCCACCGCUUUGCUAGCACCAUUACUGUUGUGAAUCGCAUGCGAGCAGAGCUCUGUCUUGGAUACACUCCACCCUACAGUUGGGGGCAGUCACAAGAACGUUCAAACUCUUACUACGCUAAUUCUAGCUUGUUUGUGGAAAAACACUAAACCCGUGGGAGUCAUACAGCACCUGGGGAAUGGGAGAUAAUUAGAUUUGAUCUGAGGAAGGGAAAGAUAUCUCCAAUUCUGUAGAUCAAAGCUUCAUUUGGUACUUUCAACAGAACUCAUUGGAAUAAUGCUAGACACAAAAAUCUCAUGACAUUUCCUGUGUCUGGGAAAAUGUCCUUGUAUGCACAUCAAGUUUGUAAACACUCAGUGUGCAUAAAGAGACCCAAAAUCUGGAACUUCCUACCUGAAAACUCAAGAGCCUCUUAUCAACCGACAGCUUCAAAGCUACCUUUCUCUAAUAUAUUCUAGCAACAAUUAAAUGUUACACAAUUGUUUCAACCACAAACGUUAAAAAACUUUAUAUGUACGUGUAUUCUUAUUCACACUACUUGUAAUCAUAAUUCAAUUUUAAAGAAAUAGUUAUUUGCUUGCUUGUUCUAUUUGUAAUGCCUAAAUUUGUGGUUUGUAUACCCAUCUCUAUAAACAUUGUAUCAUGUGGAAAGUGGAAAUAAGUCUUUGACACCAGCAUUAAGGCACCCUGACAGAAAGGUCUUACUAAAAAUCGUAGUUAAUUCUUAACUAGAUUUGAACUGUUGGUUAAUUUUGUGUUCACUGUACACAUGUUUUGCAUUUCAUGCUAAUGCCCAUGACACUGCCAUAUUCCUUGGUUAGCUGUAUAGCCCUUGUGGCUUAGUGCUUCUUUUUGAUUAUAAUAAUAAUAUUCCUUGGUUAGUGCUUAGUUUUGAUUGUAGUCGUAGUAGCACCCUGUUGCUACAAGAGUUUUAUUCAAUCAUUUCUCAUGGUUGGGACGAUCAUGGGUAGUGUGCCCGAGCAGUGUAACUGCUCUUGGGAUUUGUGGUUUACUGUAAUGCCACUAGGCCUAGUGCUGCUGCCUGGUGGGCUUAGUUCUAACCUAGACCUGAGUUCACCAGACCUUGUAUCUCUCUCACGCACCAGACAAUGAAUCACCAAGAACUACCUCCUCUCUCUCUCUCUCUCUCUUGUCAGGCUGGUAGACCUGGCUAGGCAAGCAUUACAACAUAGUGCCUGUACCAUUACCCGAUAAACCUAAGACUCGCCUCUGAAGAAGUAUUAUUACCCCACCAGGAAUACUGUUGAUAUAUCUGAUGACAGUUGUGUCCAGAAGUAAUACCAUUAUAUAUGGGCAAGGGUUUUUCUGCCAUUGACUGGUACUGGUGGAAGUACAGAUGCAGUAGCAUAAACUCAAGAUUUAUAAUAAAAACCUAGAGGUUAAUUUUUUUCAUUUAUUACACCUAGAUAUUUGCUAGGUUGUUUGAAUACAGUGGACCCCCGCUUAAUGAUCACCUCCCAAUGCGACCAAUUAUGUAAGUGUAUUUAUGUAAGUGCUUCUGUACAUGUAUGUUUGGGGGUCUGAAAUGGACUAAUCUACUUCACAAUAUUCCUUAUGGGAACAAAUUCGGUCAGUACUGGCACCUGAACAUACUUCUGGAAUGAAAAAAUAUCAUUAACUGGGGGUCCACUGUAUUAGUUAACCAUAUGACUACCAUUAAUUAAUUUUUGCUUCUCAAAUUUGUGAAUGACUGACACUAGGGGCUUGUUAAGCAACCCUAAGGACCAGCAAUAAGACAUUAUGUACUGUCCCUCCAUCCUAUAUUGGAAACAGGUGUUUAUCAGUACGAGUUUGUUCUUGUGGAAAACAAGUAUUACAUCACUUAGAGGGCUGGACUACCAAGUACUUAAUAUUGAGAGAGGGCACUAUACAGAGUAAAACAGUUGUAAGUAACAAUGUAGUUUGGAACAUUUGCAGGAGGGAUGAUUAUGAAAUGAAACUCUCGAUAUAUCAUUUAAGUAACAAAUUGGGUAAGUCCUAGUAACCAAACUAGUGACCUUGCAGCUGGGACACACUGGAUUGACCUACAGUAUUUUGCAAUUACAAUAUAGUUGAGGAAUUUGGCACAAUUAGCUAAUUAUGUGAAAACAACAUAUGCUUAUUUUCAAUGUCAUGAACACAUCCAAAACAAAACAGACUUACUCUCAUUAUCUGUAAUUCUUCCAAACAUUAAAUAAUUGUUAUUAAACCUGUAAUCCCUCUCAGCCAAAACAUGAUAAAGCCAUAUAGCAUAAAGUAAUAAGAUAUUCAGUUCUCUUCUGUUCAUUGUAAACUCGCUCAAAUGACUGUAAACAUAAAAUUCAUAUUAUUAUUGCAUUAUUUAGUCUUAAGUUAGUCCUAAGUUUGCCUGAAAUGCUCUGCUUAUAUAGGAGCUUUCGACAGUGUAGAAACAUUGUAGCAUGCCAAGAUAAAACCAUUCCCAUUAUUAAAUUAUACUAAUUGUAA
This is a messenger RNA of Cherax quadricarinatus, 3574 nucleotides long. The record is from RefSeq and is a predicted model, not a curated record. NCBI's taxonomy places the organism in Eukaryota, Metazoa, Arthropoda, Malacostraca, Decapoda, Parastacidae.